Trichosurus vulpecula (common brushtail) is the source of this 1700-nucleotide messenger RNA. RefSeq names its product ST8 alpha-N-acetyl-neuraminide alpha-2,8-sialyltransferase 5 (gene ST8SIA5). Gene Ontology annotation, biological process: N-glycan processing; oligosaccharide metabolic process. Gene Ontology annotation, molecular function: alpha-N-acetylneuraminate alpha-2,8-sialyltransferase activity. The record is from RefSeq and is a predicted model, not a curated record. The transcript has 8 exons. Bases 342 to 1583 code for a protein of 413 amino acids. NCBI's taxonomy places the organism in Eukaryota, Metazoa, Chordata, Mammalia, Diprotodontia, Phalangeridae.
GUGGCCCGGGCAAACCCAGGACGGCGUUGCACCGCUGGCUCCCUGGAGCGCGGCACGAAUGGUUUUGGAUGACUCCCACGAUCAAGGUGCUUAGAAAGUUUACCCCACCGAGAGUGAGGUGCUUCAUCUGACAGCCCCAGGGAGCGCAGAGGAGGAGGAGAAAAAGGAGGAAGAAGAGGAGGAGGAGGGCGGCCGCACUAUGGGGCAUCGGGUCCUAAGCUGCCUCGGCCAGGGGCUGGAGGUACGAGCGCUUGCCCCCUGCCAGUGAGAGCUGGGCCCCCGAGCUCGGGACCCUGAGCCCUGGCCGAACUCAGUCGCCUGCCCCAUCUCUCCGGGUCAGGAUGGGCUACGCCGACCCCUCGGCCAACCGGGAUUUGCUCGGGAAUCGAACUUUGUUCUUCAUCUUCAUCUGCGCCUUUGCCGUGGUGACCUUGCUACAACAAAUCCUAUACGGCCGAAACUACAUCAGGAGAGGACUGCAGUUUAGCUGGCACAGUGGGGAGGAGAUGGCCAACUGGACCAACGGGCCCUCUAAUGUCACGGAAGACAGAGCAUUGCAGAGCAGCAGUGACACCAGCACCAGGUACUUUGAAUUUUAUGAAGGGCCUUUUGAAUAUAACUCCACCAGAUGCCUGGAACUUCGCCACGACAUCCUGGAGGUGAAGGUGCUGUCCAUGGUGAAGCAAUCAGAGCUGUUUGACAGGUGGAAGAGUCUCCAGAUGUGCAAGUGGGCAAUGAAUAUCUCAGAAGCCAACCAGUUCAAGUCCACUCUUUCCAGGUGCUGUAAUGCUCCUUCCUUUCUCUUCACCACCCAGAAAAACACCCCUUUGGGCACAAAGCUCAAGUAUGAGGUGGACACGAGUGGCGUCUACCAUAUCAACCAGGAAAUCUUUCGCAUGUUUCCCAAGGACAUGCCAUACAAUCGCUCUCAGUUUAAGAAAUGUGCAGUCGUGGGGAAUGGAGGCAUCCUGAAGAACAGCCGGUGUGGGAGAGAGAUUGAUAGUGCAGACUUCGUGUUCCGGUGUAAUCUACCCCCGAUCUCAGAGAAGUACACCGGGGACGUUGGGGCAAAGACUGAUGUUGUUACUGUGAACCCCAGCAUCAUAACAGAGAGGUUCCACAAGCUGGAGAAGUGGAGGCGACCUUUCUACCAGGUGUUGCAGGUCUACGAGAAUGCCUCGGUGCUUCUUCCGGCCUUCUACAACACCCGUAAUACCGACGUUUCCAUCCGGGUCAAGUAUGUGCUGGAUGACUUUGAGUCCCCACAGGCGGUCUACUAUUUCCACCCUCAGUAUCUGAUCAACGUGUCCCGCUACUGGCUCAACCUCGGUGUGCGUGCCAAACGCAUCAGUACGGGCCUCAUCCUGGUGACAGCAGCUCUAGAGCUCUGUGAGGAGGUUCACUUGUUUGGCUUCUGGGCCUUUCCCAUGAACCCCUCGGGACUCUUCAUCACCCACCACUACUAUGACAACGUGAAGCCUCGCCCUGGCUUCCAUGCCAUGCCAUCCGAGAUCUUUAACUUUCUCCACCUGCACAGCCGGGGCAUCCUCCGAGUCCACACAGGCACCUGCAAUUACUGCUGAGGAGGCAGGCAGCCGGCUGGCCUGUCCUUCCAGCCCUCUCCUCUCUUCUUUCCUUCCAGCAUCAGAGGACAGCCGGAAACAUCCUGUGGAGAAGAGGGCCAAGCCCAGCAUUUAUGC